Leguminivora glycinivorella is the source of this 2175-nucleotide messenger RNA. RefSeq names its product slit homolog 1 protein-like. Gene Ontology annotation, molecular function: protein binding. The coding region runs from base 50 to 1549 and encodes 499 amino acids. The transcript is spliced from 7 exons. The record is from RefSeq and is a predicted model, not a curated record. NCBI's taxonomy places the organism in Eukaryota, Metazoa, Arthropoda, Insecta, Lepidoptera, Tortricidae.
CCAGUUAACUGGCGCCCAAUGCUCCUUGACGGCCUGUGAAGUGCUGGACAUGGUGGCUCGAGGAACACAGGGCCAAAAUCCUAAGGGCCAUGCGGCCUGUGUCGAAGACAUACAGUGGAGACAGCUGGACCGCCGACUACGCGCUAUUGAACAACCAACAUGGACGAUUAGCGUUUCUCAAUCCCGCUGGCGACAAUGCGGGAAAAGCGUGUGUCGCUGUGAUGUGGCUCGCCGGUCGCUCAACUGCUGGCGUGCUGGCCUCACCACCCUCACAAGUGAUCUACUGGUCCCGUCCGACCUUGUCAGCAUCGAUCUGGGCACAAAUAAGCUGCGCACGCUUCACAAAACAACGUUUAAGGGUAUGAGGUCGCUGAGUGAAUUGGACAUGUUUGAUAACCAUGUGGAAUACCUGCCGGCCGGCAUUUUCGACUCCCUCGUUAGUCUGAGGAUACUACGGCUACAAAGAAAUUUUCUAGAGGAAAUAGACAGCGAAACUUUCCGAGCCACUAAGAAAUUAUUCCAUGUAGAUAUAUCUAACAACUUCCUUUAUACGCUGCCUGAAAAGUUAUUCGCCAAUAACUCAUAUCUAGAAACCCUCGAUAUUUCAAAUAAUCAAGUCGUUUAUAUACCGUCAGACAGCUUUAUAGGAUUGGAAUCUCUGCGCAUUUUAGAUUUAUCUAGUAACAAAAUACAACAAAUCCAAAACGGCACGUUUUUGCUGAGAACCUUAGUUAUCUUGAAGUUGUCAGAAAAUAGAAUCGCUAAUAUUACUGAGAACGCCUUUGAAAGUCUCGGUUCAUUGGAGACGUUGCUGCUGGAUAAAAACAACCUGGAAAAUAUUCCAGAACAGUUAUUUAGCAAGCUCAGCUGUCUCAUUUACUUGGAUUUGUCGGAUAACAACUUACAAAGCCUAACAGGUGGGGAAUUUGAAAACCUAAAGCACUUAAGAAACUUGGAUUUGAAAGGCAACUCUUUGACAGUUCUCCCAGACUACACAUUUUCUAAUUGCUCAAAACUUGAAAAGCUCGAUUUAUCUAAAAACAAGCUGCGCUUUUUAAAUAUAACAAGUUUUCAUGGGUUGGACAACUUGAGCUCUUUAAUGCUUUCAGAGAAUAAACUCUAUGAAGUACACUUCAAAACUUUCUCGAUGCUAAAGAACCUCACAACAUUAUAUUUAGACGGAAACAUGUUCCCAUCCCUGCCAUCCCGCACAUUGGACUAUAUGCCAAAGUUAGCAAUCGUAAAGCUAUCGGGGAACCCUUGGCAUUGCGACUGCCACACACUGUAUAUAUCGGCAUGGGUGCGGCUAAACGAGAUGAAAAUAUGGGACUACUCUCCAACAUGCGUGUCGCCCUGGUAUUUAGAGGGGCAUUUCCUGAGGAAACUGAAGUUCCCAGAGCUGUGCUCAGGACAAUGGGCUAGCAUGGUCAACUUAUCCCCUCGCCUGCCUAUACAACAACUCCUCUCCCUCAAUGUGACAGUGAACAGAAAACCGCAAGAAAGCAUGGAACCGAAUCACGACGUCACCACUAUUGAUCCUUGGCAUUGAAGCGACCUCUAUGAUGUAUUUGUUCAAGACGGCUUAGGACUACUUAUUGUUAUUUCAUUUAGCACUAUUGUCGUGAAUACAGGCCAUUUACAGGCGAUAAACUAAGUGGCCUUGUUUGUUUCAGUGCCAAUAACAAUGUUUUUUCUUGUUACAAGAAACGACAGCGUCGGUUUAGAAAGUUAUUGAGCGCCCUGCCUAAAGUGCCUACAAUAGUUUGGCGUUUAGAAAUGAGUUGUACCUCUAAUUUAUAUAUUUCUGUUAUAAAAUUUAAAAAAAGAGUACAAUGGAGAUGUUUUAGUAACUAACAAAGUCAAACAAGCGACUCACAUAUCAGAAUCAGCACAGGCUUCAUCAUAAUUGCAAAUUGCAAAGAGAAGAAAACGUUAUAGUAAAGUUCUGUUAUUUUACUAUAUAAUUAAAUCUUCAAUUUAAUAUCCUAGCGACAGUCCACAACAAUGAUGAAUACAUUUUUUCUCUUGUUUAAAUUUUGUAAGUCCAAACUAUCCCGCAGACAGCUUUGGGUAUCGGAGACAAUAUUGUUAAAUGCGCGUGAUUGAGCUUCAAAGAAUAAAUAUGAAAUGUUGAGUUAAAUACGAGUACCUAUCUAUAACCCAAGUGAAAAAUGC